GGCUGUUCUCCAGUGCCAUUGAGCUUGCUGAGGCCGUCCUUCGCGCCGUGUCGGACUGCCCCCACACGGACGAGUGGGAGGCCCUGCUGUCCACCCUGGAGGCGGCACUUGGGGCGCUACAGCACACAGAUGCGGCACAUGCAGCGGCAGCAGCAGCAGGUGCUGAUGCUGCCAAUGCCUCCUCCGCUGCUGCGUUACGGCGGCUGCAAGGUGUCGUACAUGCCGGCCAGCUGCUAGCGGCCCGGGGGCUGCCGCUGACUGUACGGCACAUCAGCAGCUGCGGAGCGGAGGAGGCGGCGAGAUGUGUACGGCAGGUGCUGGGGCGCGUCAUCAGGUCCGCCCCCUCCAUGUCCACCGCCGACUGGUCGCAGCUCUGGACCGACCUCACCGCCCUCCGCACCGCGGCAUUCGCAACACCGCCAAUAGGUGCUGCGAGCUGGCCCGAAACAACUGCACAAACCGCAACCACAACCGGCAGCAACAGCAGUCCCCAUGCAUCCCCAUCCGCAACCGCCGCCGCCGCCACCACCGCCUCCCAGCAGCAGCAGCAGCAGCCCUCCAGGGAGGGGGAGAGGGAGCAGCAGGUGCUGCCCGCUCGGCUGCUGCUGAGCGAGAUGUGUCGCUGCCUGCUGCACUGCGGCCGUACGGACCUGGCGGCGAAAUACCUGCGGGAGGGGGCGCCGGACGGCGAGGGUGGUGUCGUGUUUUUGGAGCCGGAAGCCGCCGACGCGCUCAUUGCCAGUGUCGCCGCUGAGAUCUUAGCGGGCGCGAACGACCCAUGGGACGCUGCCGCGCAGCAGGCGGCCGCCUGCCUCGCACUCGCGUCGCCCGACUCGCCACCCGCCACAGCAUUAGCGCGGCUAAUGCGAGCGUUACAGCUACUGCCGGAGCUUGGGUUUGACGAGCAGCAGCUAAUGCCGGUCCAAGUAAUGCAAAUGAAGGAUCGUUUUGAUGUUGUACGGAUUGUACUGCAGCAGUACGAAGAUAACGAUGCUGGUACAGGCCCGGCGGCAAGCGCACGCGGACGGUACGGCAUGGCGCGUGGCAGCAGUACGGCGAUCUCCUUUGCAAAGGCGGCGGCGGCGGCGCUCGGCGGCGGUCGUAACAGUCGCCGUCGGGCUGCCGUACGAGCGGCGGGGCAGGCGGCGGCGGCGGGAGGCCGAGCGGCGGCGGCGCUCGCUGGCGGUUUGUUGGCGGUUGCAGGGCGAGUGGCGCCCAAUAUGACAGGGGCGGUUGCGGACCGAGUCGUACCUGUUGCGGGGUUGCUGGCGGGGGCGGUGACGUCAGCGGCGGGAGUGCCGUUGCUGUACGGCAGGAACGCUGACGCCGCCUCCGCUGGCGGCGGCGGUGGUGGUGGUGAUGGAUCUGGGUCACCUUCCCAACAACCGCAGCCGCCGUACAAACAAUUGGGUCGGUUGCUGGAGGUUGCGGAGCUGUUGGGACUCGAUCGACCGGAGGACGAGUUGCGGAUCAAGGACCUCGCGGCCCGCGCGGCCCUGCGUGCGGGCGACCUGGGGGCGGCACAGCACCUGGCGCUGGGGCUGGUGGGGGCGGGGUACACCCCUGCAUGGUCGCUGUGUGCCGACCUGGGCUCAUGCAAGCGGCUGAGUGACGAUGCCGUACGGCAGAAGCUGCUGUCGUACGCGCUGUUGUACUGCCCCUCGG
Molecule: messenger RNA, 1665 nt
Organism: Astrephomene gubernaculifera
Lineage: Eukaryota; Viridiplantae; Chlorophyta; Chlorophyceae; Chlamydomonadales; Astrephomenaceae
Source: the annotation of a GenBank genome assembly